AUGUCUCCAUCCGCACAAGAUACACCGCCAUUACCAACGCCAUUCUGCAGGAAUACGGCAAGCCCACGCUGCCGUGGUCGAUCAAAGCGCAGCUGCAGGGCCGCAAGCAAGAUCUUCCACGACUGGGCGCAUCUCCCAAUCACACCCGAAGAAUACGCCUCCAAACAAGCCGCCCUGCAGAGCAAAUACUUCCCGCAGUCGCAGCCCCUCCCCGGCGUGCGGAAACUCCUCGCCGACCUCGUCGCGACGCAGGCCACCGCGCACCCGGUGCACAUCGCGCUGGCGACGUCCUCGCACAGCAAGAACUACGCGCUGAAGACGGACCACCUGCAGGAUCUGUUCUCGCUGUUUCCGGCGUCGCAGCGUGUGCUCGGCGAUGACCCGCGCAUCGGCAAGGGCCGCGGUAAGCCCCUGCCCGAUAUCUAUCUGCUGGCGCUGGAGACAAUCAACACGAACCUGCGGGAGCGGGGUGAGGCGGAGAUCAAGCCCGAGGAGUGUCUUGUGUUUGAGGAUGCGGUGCCGGGGGUAGAGGCGGGGCGGAGAGCUGGGAUGCGUGUUGUCUGGUGUCCGCAUCCUGGCUUGUUGGAGGCGUAUAAGGGGCGUGAGGCGGAGGUGCUGGCUGGGUUGACUGGACAGCAUAAGGAGGAGGAGAAGUCGUCGGCGGAGAAAGAGGCGGAUGAGAUUAUUGCGGGACGGAUGAAGGGAGCUGGUACGCCUGGGGCUCUCAACGAUGGCUGGGCCGACCUGAUACCUACGCUGGAGAACUUCCCAUACGAGAAGUAUGGCAUUCGCAUUGCCUAA
This is a messenger RNA of Aspergillus terreus NIH2624, 801 nucleotides long. Its product is annotated as haloacid dehalogenase superfamily protein. The record is from RefSeq and is a predicted model, not a curated record. Lineage: Eukaryota; Fungi; Ascomycota; Eurotiomycetes; Eurotiales; Aspergillaceae. The transcript has 3 exons. The coding region runs from base 1 to 801 and encodes 266 amino acids. Gene Ontology annotation, molecular function: phosphatase activity.